This is a messenger RNA of Haemonchus placei, 1191 nucleotides long. The record is from the annotation of a GenBank genome assembly. NCBI's taxonomy places the organism in Eukaryota, Metazoa, Nematoda, Chromadorea, Rhabditida, Trichostrongylidae.
AUGGUUCCAAAUCGACCGGCGGUUUCGCCACCGCCACAAAUGGGUCCUACACCGCUUGAGAAACACUACCAUCAACUUCAGUUCAAGGUGCAGGCCGGCUACUGGCGGGUGCAUUCGGCUCGAACGUUAUGCGGUGACAAGGUUGGUUCGGUCCUCAUUUCUAAAAUUCACCCAGUACCUUCACUAGAAUUCCUCGCGUUCGGCACUGAAGCUGUUUAUGCUUCACUGGACAAUGUGGUCAUCGAAGAGGGAAUCGAACGUCUCGAAAUGAAAUUAGGCGUGCUUCAGAUAAUCGACGGCCUAUCAUAUUUGCAUAACUCAGCAAAGAUUCUUCACGGGAACCUCACACCAGCUUCGAUUUAUGUGACUAACAGCCGACUUUGGAAAAUUGCAGGAUUCUCAUUUGCAGUGGCUGCAAAAGAGCCCGACUGCUACCCAUGCUAUCCAUGGACGAAAAAGUUACCGCCAAUCCUACAGCCGGAUCUCGACUUUCUCGCUCCAGAAUAUCUUGCCCCCAACCAGCAAACGGUCACAUCGGCUGCUGACGUCUUCUCGCUCGGUGUCCUCAUCUGCUGGAUAUAUGCCGGUGGGAAAAGAUUGAUCGACGCCAAGAACAACUUGGAGACUCACGCCAUCAUAUGCGGCCAGUUGAACGAGGCACUGAACUGCAUCUCUGAGGAGUUGGGAUCGAAUCUAAGAGAAUCGAUGGGAAAAGUGCUCAGCUUGGACGUGGAGGUGCGGCCUACAGUGCAGUUGCUAGCUUUGAUAAAGCACUUCGACGAUCCAGCUCUAUCGGCACUUCGACAACUCGACGACAUCUCACAAAUGUUCGAUCCAUCUCAAAAAGCCCAUUUUCUUGGCCAAACACUUGUGUCCGCCUUGCCGGUGAUUCCUGAAAAUAUUUGGUUCUCACGGGUGCUGCCGCGUUUCAAUGAGCAGCUGUUCGAUUCGCAUGAGCUGUUCUCAGCUCUCAGCAAACCGCUAUUUUUCAUGCUUGACCAUUGCGAAAGUCAUAAUAUCCACAAGUUGAGGACGUGGAUGAGGAAGAUUCUUGACCAUACCUCACAAAAACCGGUUAGUUCAGCUUUCACUCCUUUUUUUUNUUUUUUUUGUAGAACUGCAUCGAUUUCUGACCUCGCUUGCACAAACUUGCACAAAAAAUGGACGGCACAGUUGUUGUGCGCUCUUUGA